AAAAGGAAUGUAAACACGGGAGCCAAGGAUCGGGUUUAGCAGGGAUCAGGUUUACCCGGGACUACGGGUCCGUGCUGGAAGCCCGAGGAAGAGGAGACGAGGCGAGUGGGUGUCCGAGUUAGGGGAGAAAGACGCUCCUGGAGUCCGAGAGUUGAGGCGGCGCGCUCAGAAUGGCUUCCUUCGGGUGGAAGAGGAAAAUUGGUGAGAAGGUCUCAAAGGUCACUUCCCAGCAGUUUGAGGCUGAAGCUGCUGAUGAGAAAGAUGCAAGUGAGAAUGAAGAAGGCAGCUGGCUCCAUGCAGUUAAACGGAGAAAAGAAAUUCUCCUUGAAGGCUGUGCUGAGAAAAGUAAACAAUUGAAGGAGGAAGGAGCAAAUCUGGCUGAAAAUAAAAGAUAUCGAGAAGCAAUUCAGAAAUGGGAUGAAGCACUACAGUUAACCCCAGAUGAUGCUACCCUGUAUGAGAUGAAGUCACAGGUCCUCAUGUCUCUUCAUGAAAUGUUCCCAGCAGUUCAUGCCGCAGAAAUGGCUGUCCAGAGAAAUCCACAUUCAUGGGAGUCUUGGCAAACUUUGGGACGUGCUCAGCUUGGAUUGGGAGAGAUUGUUUUGGCAAUUCGAAGUUUUCAAGUAGCCCUUCAUAUCUAUCCAAUGAACCCUGAAAUAUGGAAAGAAGACCUUUCUUGGGCAAGAAAACUCCAGGAGCAGCAGAAAGUAGCACAGAGGAUUAAGAAAAAUGAAGCACCCAUCCAAACCACACAUUUAUCAUCCAAGUCAAUUCCUGACUAUGACUUUGAAAGUGAUGAGAUAGUUGCUGUAUGUGCCGCAAUUGCCGAAAAGCAGAAGACGGUGCCAGCAAAUAAAACGAUGGUUAUUGUAUCUGCUUCUGGGACGGUGGAGACUGUAACUGAGAAGGAAGAUGGGGCUGUCCCACCAGAUGGUUCUGUUUUUAUCAAAGCCCGAUGAAGCAGAGCAGGAAUGGGUUGAAUCUGUCUUUUGACUGCCUCUUAAAGACCUAGGUAUAGGGAUAUUUUCUCUGGAGAAACAGGACAAAAUUCCUGUUUAUAAAUUAAGUCUUUCAGAGGAGGCACAUAAGAAUUAAAAUGGUAGAAUUAUAUUGUAUAGUGUUUGGACUAUGCUUUGAUAGGUUAUCGUUUAAACUUCUUACGGUUAGAAAUCUGAGUACAGUGGUUUGUGAUUAAUAGAGAUAAUUUAAUCCAGAUAUAUAAGUGAAUGCAUUUUAAAGACACAACCUGAAAAAUUCUCAGUGAAUAACUUUAUGGCCAGUGUUAUUAAAAUGUUGACUCUUUGAUGUUUGCUUUAUGACUAAAGGUUGCAGAUAAUUUCUUUCCCUUUUAGAAAUAUGCACUCUCAAUCUAUUCAGUUUUCUGGGUUUUUUUGUUUCAAUAACGUAUGUUGUAAACUUUGAACAGUUUUGAUAUUCAUUUUGGUUUGAAGUUGUCAUUUGGUUAUUUGUGAAUAUUUUGAAAGUUCAGCUGAAAAUGCAUGCUACUGUGCACAUCCUGGACAUUUUUCUGGUUGGUUUUAAUUCUGAUUUGUGACUACAUUUGCUCUUAAAUUAUUACAACAGGUAGUUGCUGCAUUCAGUAUUUAUUAGAUGUAUAAGAUUAAAGCACAAGUGUUAGAAUGAUGGUUUAAUUAAAGUAGAUGGAGUAAUCCUUACCAUGAGUAAGUCUUUUUUGUUUGUUUGUUUGUUUGUUUUGGGACUACUCCCCAGUAUUCAGCAGUUACUCCCAAAUCUGUAACCUCAGAUCUUGCUCCCAGUGGUGCUCAGCAACCAGGCAUGCACAGACAAUGGAAGAGCUGUCUCUGGCACCAGCAGGUCCUUUGCUGUGUGCGUAUUUAAAACCCAGUGGUCUGUAAAGAUGUGUCAUUUAAAAAUUACACUGCUGCAUUGUCUCAAAAGUAGUACUUUUCCCCCUUACUUUGAAAAAUUUUGAGUAUAGCUUUUCAAGUGAUGAUUUGAAAUUCCUUUUCUGGCUAACUUUUUGAACUCUGCAGUGAUGUAAGAAUCACAUUUAGAUGGCUAAAUUUUAUCCUUCUGAAAACAGAAAAAAAGGGUAUGUUAGAUUAUUGAAUGCAGUAACUGGAUGUGAUUUAUGGCAUAACCAAUGAAAGGCGGGGUGUGACUGGGGUGGGGGGAGAGCAGCAUGGCUUUGACGGUGUGAGGCCCUGGGUUCCAUCUCAUUACCACAAAUACAAAGAUAACAAAUGCUUAAAUAAAGAUUUAGAUCAAAUCCCAGGAGUGAAGAAGGAUUGAAGAUCUAUUACAGAUCUAUUUCAUUGAAAAGCCACAUCACAUCCAAAGUUCAAUGCUGUCAUUGUUAACAUGAAUUAUUUUUAUACUACAUGUAUUAUAGUGCAAUUAUAUAGUAAUUUUUCUAGAAUUGUUAACUUCUGACAGGAAGCUAUUAUUAGUGUAAAAUUAUAGUUUCAUCUCAGAUGUCAGAGUAAGGUACUUAUUUUAAAGAAGCUUAUUUUGCCCUGUUAGAGUGUGUAAGUAAUGGUCUACAUUUUAAUGAGAUGAUUAAAAAAUUGUGUGUGUUUGGGAUAUUUACUUCUCUUUUUCAAAAGCAGCACUUACCUUGAAAAGUAUUUUUCUCUGUAUUAUAUCAGAAAGUUAGCUCUGGUUAAAAAGGACAGUUUUAGGAUGAUAUGAAAAACAAGUAUAUGUCAUAUUUUCUUAAUAAAGAGUAUUGUCAAAGGAUAGGAAGGUAGGUAUUGAAAGAAGUAAGCGUUUAGGAUUUGCUUUGUUAUUUUGAGUUGCAGCUGUUUGUUUACUGUGCAAUUUGUAAAUAAAUUUUUGUAUUUCAAAGAUUUUCUCAUUUUGUGUUGAGUACAGGAAAAACUAGAUGGAUAUAUUGAAUUUAUUGUUAGAAUGUGUAAAAUAUGUUGUAUGCUGUUGCAUAUAUAGUACUCAUUAAAUGCUACUGGUUUCAUUGA
This is a messenger RNA of Sorex araneus (European shrew), 2957 nucleotides long. RefSeq names its product tetratricopeptide repeat domain 33 (gene TTC33). Lineage: Eukaryota; Metazoa; Chordata; Mammalia; Eulipotyphla; Soricidae. Bases 171 to 959 code for a protein of 262 amino acids. Gene Ontology annotation, molecular function: protein binding. The record is from RefSeq and is a predicted model, not a curated record. The transcript has 5 exons.